UACCGGGGCAUGCAAAACGGACUCCACCCCUCACUCAUCACUAAACGGCGACCGAGCUCUGGAAAUUAGCCUACUGUCUACAUUUGACAGCCACAACUUCAUAAAUAAUCAAUAGCUAAAAGGCUACAAUUAUCUUAAACAAUGGUGGCAAAACAGAGAAUACGCAUGGCCAACGAGAAACACAGCAAAAACAUCACGCUGAGAGGCAAUGUGGCCAAAUCCACGAGAAAUCCAGGUGAAGACAAGGUGGCAGUGGGACCAUGGCUUCUGGCGUUAUUCAUCUUUGUCGUCUGCGGAUCAGCAAUCUUCCAGAUCAUUCAGAGCAUUCGAAUGGGAAUGUAAUAUCAGGAGCCCUACCACCAUCACCUGUUUCCAGCAUUCCUCUACACAUCAAGUGGUUUCAUGGUGCCUCACAAGACUGAAGAUGAUCAACUACCAUCUGUCCAUUCCUUUUUUCCCCCUAUUUCUCUUUUCCCCUCUUUGGCAUAGCCAAGCAGGGUAAGCACACCCUUGUCAUCUUUGCCUGACAUAAAUUAAGAAGAAAAAAAAAGAUUGGAGAUGUUGUUGUUUCAGGGAACUACAUGGGUAUUUGUACAGUGAUGACUGCUGUAUGUGUUGAUUGAUGUGCCAAAACCAAAUGGAGUGAAUGUCUGAUAUUCUCCUGUGGUAUAAAUUCCAGAACACAAGACCACAGUGACUUCAUUCUAGGACUAAACUCUUCUUCUUGGUUGUACACGGCCAGUAUCUGGUGUCUUAUACCCUUUAUAUUAUAAUGAAUAUUAUGUGACGCCUUUGCUGUAUUUCCAGUCAUUUCUUCAGUUACGAAAGGAAAGUAAAGGUCUUUUGAAUCAGAUUUGCACUGUGUGGCUAAGACAAUGACAUCUACUAUUUCUGCUUAAACAAAUAAAAUAAAAAGGUAUAUCCUUGUUAUUGUU
Molecule: messenger RNA, 935 nt
Organism: Oncorhynchus kisutch (coho salmon)
Lineage: Eukaryota; Metazoa; Chordata; Actinopteri; Salmoniformes; Salmonidae
Product: stress-associated endoplasmic reticulum protein 1-like
Exons: 3
Coding region: 142-342 (66 amino acids)
Biological process (GO): endoplasmic reticulum unfolded protein response
Cellular component (GO): endoplasmic reticulum
Source: RefSeq, a predicted model, not a curated record